Molecule: messenger RNA, 3136 nt
Organism: Eurytemora carolleeae
Lineage: Eukaryota; Metazoa; Arthropoda; Copepoda; Calanoida; Temoridae
Exons: 2
Coding region: 818-2971 (717 amino acids)
Source: RefSeq, a predicted model, not a curated record
AGAAAAUAUAAAAAAAUAAAAACGGUCGUGUUGUAUUUAAUACAAUCACCUGUCAUAUAAUAUAUUUGGUCAAUUGUCUUCUUGCGAAACAUUUCAAUAUGUUUCCUUUCUUGUCUAAUGUCUUAUUUAUUAUACUUUAUAGACCCAACAUUGCUCAGUUUCCACUCUAUUACAAAGAAAAGAAUUGAAUAGCUGUGAGGAGGAGGGAGAGGGGGGGAGGGUAUCUCAUUUCCGACUGAAGAGUUUUACAAAUAAAUGACACGUUCUUUAUUUUUGGAAGUUCAAUUUGAAUUCGGAAUAAGAUUUGCCAAUUUAUUUAGUUGCAUACGAUCUAGGAUACGAAUACAUCCUUUUAUUUUCAAUAUUGAAUAAAUUAUCUUUUUUUUCAGUAGACAAUUUAGAGCUUACAAUUUAGUCGGUAAAAGUCAAGGAAAUAAGCCACUGAAUGUAAAUGACAUAAGCCAGUGAAAGUCAAUAACAUUGGUCAUUGAAAGUCUAAAAAGUCAAAAGGUCACUGAAUUUCAAUAAAAAUAGUCAAUUAUAGCAGUCGAAAAAAUUUACAACUGAAAAUGAAUAAAUAGAUUGACUAUGAUUAAAAUUUUCUAAAAAAUAAUAGUCUUUCCUAGAACUUAUGAACUCCUAACCCCAGUGUUUCAGAAAAAUAAUAAAUAUUUGACUUUUAAAGUUUUCCGAGGAAAGAAACUCAUUAAUAAUUCCUCUCCCUUAUUUAUUAUUCAGACAUCUUUCCCAUUUCAGAAAUUGUGUUUCUAAAAAUCAACUGCAGAACCAUUAUACACCAUUAUACAUACUUGGAAAUAUGGAUGGAAGGACUGAACUGCCUAAAAAUAUGGAUAGAGGGACUGAACUGCCUAAAAAUAUGGAUGGAGGGACUGAACUGCCUAAAAAAAUGGAUGGAGGGACUGAACUGCCUAAAAAUAUGGAUGGAGGGACUGGAAUACCCAAAGAUGGGAACGAAGGAACUGAAUUGAAUAUGGAUGAAAAGUCUGAACUACCCAAACACAGGGAUGGAAGGACUGGAUAUACCAAAGAUAUGGAUGGAGGGACUGGACAAACCAAAGAUAUGAAUGGAGAUAAUGGACUAACCAAAGACAUGGAUGGAUGGACUGCUCUAAAUAAAGAUAAAGAUGAAGGGACUGGACCUACCGAAGAUAUAGAUGUAUGGCCUGCAACAACCAAAGAUAUGGAUGGAGGAACUGGACAAACCAAAAAUAUAUAUGUAUGGCCUGCAACAACCAAAGAUAUGGAUGGAGGAACUGGACAAACCAAAAAUAUAUAUGUAUGGCCUGCAACAACCAAAGAUAUGGAUGGAGGAACUGGACUAGCCAAAUAUGUGGAUAGAGUACAGGGAGAUAGGGAUGAGGUAAAAACACCGAAUACUACAUCAAACUCAACAAAAAUAGAAUUUAAAGAGCCCAAACCCCCGGUCUCUGCAUCUGCUGAACUUGAUCCUACUAACACAGUAAUUAUCAAGAUUGAAACUGAAGAGACAGUUAAUGAGGCUGACACAUUACCUGUUGUGAACCUCAUUUAUAAAAUUGAAACUGAAGAUUCACAAGAAAAUAGAUUUAAAGAUAAAAUGUCCAAAUCUGACUCAGAGUAUUACAAAACUCUUGCAAAGACGGAUAUAGGAUUAGGUCAGGUUCUAGAGAAAGGAAGAACUUUACUCUACUAUCUGCUAAAAAAUGUGAAUAAUGGAGAUAUCUUGGCGCUGAGUAAACUAAACUCAGCAAUCGAGAUUGAAGAGAAUGAGGAUGAUCUAGAUGAUCCUGAGAUCUUGAUUGACCACUCCGGUCUAGUGGAUGAGAGGUUCAACACAAACAACAUUUUGAAAGAUCUUCUGGAUAUACCGAGAUCAAAAACAGUCAGAAUUCUCAAGCACCCAGUCAUGGAAACCUUUAUAAAAACAAGAUGGAGGAAAACCAAAUGGAUCUUCAUUACAACUUUCCUACUUUACCUUACUUUUCUAAUCCUCUUCUCAACCUUUCUUGGAAUGAUGUUCUUUCGAACCUCUCAUCAAACCACGCAUAAAUUGGAUGCUUUGAAGUUCCGACAACAGUGUCCAAACUUCCAAUCGGAGAAAAAGAAUCCUCUCUCUAAAUUCCGACUCGCUCUUCCCGAGGGUCAGAAGGGAGCUCUUUACAACGUGGUAGAGAAGGUCAUCUCCAGCAGGAUUGGUUCCAGGAAAAGAGAUCAUCUUCGAACCUUCGACGGAUGCAGGAAUGCCGCGUUCCCUGAUAUACCUCUCUGCAGUGUUGAAAUUAUGUUAACCAUUGUACUGAUUGUAUUAAUGAUAGAGGAGACCUGGGAAUGUUUAGCUCUGGGUCUCCGCUACUUCACAGAGCUAGAGAGUUGGAUCAAGAUUCUAGUCUUCAGCUUUGCCGCAAUAUCCUUGUCUUAUGAAACUGAAAUUGAAAUUUUAAAAAUAUUUUCCUCUUCAGGGAUUUGUAUGUCAUGGUUAGAGCUAAUAUUUAUGAUUGGAAGAUAUCCGUUUCUAGGAGGCAGGUUCAGCAUCAUGUUUUAUUCAAUCUCGAAGAGAAUUGUGCAGAGUGCGCUCGCCUUCUUUAUCAUGGUCGUCGCCUUCGGCUUCGCAUUCUUUAUUAUCAACUUCGGAAGCGAUAAUGAGCAGUUUGAAAAUCCUGGCAAGGCCUUGCUCAAGAUAUUUGUCAUGGUUCUCGGAGAGUUUGAGUUUGAUAAUUUGUACGAGGGAACCUACUCCUCCGACUCUACUCUUAUCUUCUCCAUGCUCCUACUGAUAGGACUGAUGGUGGCGGGAUCUGUGAUCAUGUUGAACCUGAUUGUAGCGUUCAUCAUCACUGAUGUAUCCAACCUGAUGCAGACAUCCUGGGAGCAGGUUGUGAUUAACCAGGCUAAUCAUGCAAUAAAGAGCGAUGCAUUAAUUAAAAUGGUUUCGAGGCUUAUGAUGAGAUUACAGCCGGCACAGCAGAGGUAAAUAAACAAAAAUUGAAAACAUAAAAUUAUCAUUUUUUUAAUGCCUUUCACACAGAUUCAGACUGACAUAAGAAAUUAAAUCAAAUUAUAAGACUGGGUCAACUUUAGAGUGUUGCAAUGCCUUGGCUUUUGAUUUUACCUCACGAACUCAAUUUUACAUUUUGUA